Messenger RNA from Doryrhamphus excisus (bluestripe pipefish), 4423 nucleotides. NCBI's taxonomy places the organism in Eukaryota, Metazoa, Chordata, Actinopteri, Syngnathiformes, Syngnathidae. The record is from RefSeq and is a predicted model, not a curated record.
GCUGCCCAAGUUCACCCCCACUGACAGCCUGGCUGUUGUGUUUGGAAAGUCUGGAGUUCUCACCGUUGUUGGAUGUAACAACUCCCCUUUACAUGGCUUAUCUUGUUAUUUGACUUCGAAUGGACCGUUGGUGGAUUUAACUCGGGAUUUAACAAACUUUUUAAAAUCUUUUUCUUUGGUCUCUCAUUUUAGUUUUUAUCGCGCGCUCCAACCAAGAUGUCCUGUCUGCCGGUCCCAGACCAGCAGUCUCCCUGUCGCUUUGAAUGCUAAAAUAAGCGUUAAAUGACGUAAAAUAAAUGCAUGUAGGCCAAAGAAGUGUAUGUGGGGCCUAUGGUGAAUGAACAUUCGGUUCUGCAGAAGCCAAAUAUGUCGGGAGUGGUCCGCACCCUGACCCGCUGUCUGCUGCCGGCCGAGGCUAGCCCGGACCCGGGCGGCAGUAAGGAGAGGAGUCGGGGCAGAGACGCGGCGCAGGAGCGGGAGGCACGUCGGAGGAGUCGGGAAAUCGACGCCAUGCUAGCCCGGGAGAGGAGAGCCGUAAGGCGGCUGGUAAAGAUCCUCCUGCUCGGGGCCGGAGAAAGUGGGAAGUCGACUUUUCUCAAACAGAUGCGCAUAAUUAACGGACAAGAGUUUGACCAAAAAGCACUUCUGGACUUCCGGGACACUAUUUAUGAAAAUAUAUUGAAGGGCAUGCGUGUGCUGGUGGACGCCCGGGACAAGCUGGGUAUAAGCUGGCAGAGCUGCGAGAACGAGAAGCAAGGAAUGCUGGUGAUGUCGUGGGAGGGCCGCGUGGGUGGCGUGGGGGUGGAGCCCUGUGAGUUCCAGCUGUAUGUGAUGGCACUGAGCGCACUGUGGGCUGACACCGGCAUACAGGAAGCCUACACACGCCGCUCAGAGUUCCAGCUGAGCGAGUCGGUCAAAUACUUCCUGGAUAACUUGGAGCGGAUUGGUCAACAGGUGAGUCAUGCUGACUCGAGCUUAUUGAAAUCUAUCACAUAUUGCCAUAAAAUCAGCAUAUACUGUACUGUAUCAAAAAUCCCUCCAUCACGCCAUCCUUCCUCCUUUCAGAGCUACACCCCGAGCAGGCAGGAUAUUUUGUUCGCAAGGAAGGCGACCAAAGGCAUCGUAGAGCACGAUUUUUUCAUCAAGAAGAUCCCCUUUAAGAUGGUGGACGUGGGAGGACAGAGGUCACAGAGGCAGAAGUGGUUCCAGUGCUUCGACGGCAUCACUUCCAUCCUCUUCAUGGUGUCCUCAUCCGAGUACGACCAGGUCUUGAUGGAGGACCGGCGUACAAACCGCCUGGUGGAGAGCAUGAACAUCUUCGAGACCAUUGUCAACAACAAGCUCUUCCUCAACGUCUCCAUCAUCCUCUUCCUCAACAAAACAGACCUGCUGGUGGAAAAAAUUCGGACCGCUGACAUCCGCAAGAACUUUCCAGAGUUCAGAGGAGACCCGCACAGGCUCGAGGACGUGCAGGCGUUCCUGGUCCAGGCGUUCAGCCGCAAAAGGAGGAAUCGAGGGAAGCCGCUCUUCCACCACUUCACUACCGCGGUGGAUACAGAAAACAUCCGCUUCGUCUUCCAUGCCGUGAAGGACACAAUCCUGCAGGAGAACCUCAAAGACAUCAUGCUGCAGUAGUAAGCUCUGACUGAACAACAACAACAAAAACCUGUGGAAGCCCGACUGGAUUGGUUGUAUUAAUAACACUGACCUGUAGAGUAGUUGGUUCUAAUAGAACCUGUGGAACCGUGACACUACCCAUCUGAUUGCAUCCUUGCAUGUAGCAGCAUUUUAUUUUUUUUAAACAGGCACUAAAAGUGUCUAUAAGACUAACACGGUCACUAAACCAGGUCUGGCAGAUGGAAGAGUGGGAAAAGGGAAGAUAUGCUUCCUUAUAAAUAGACAUAACUGGGAUUUCCAGUCAUAUGCAGUCGUGUUGUGUGAUAAGCUUGCAUAAGUGUACUAUCGGUGAACUUCAGGAGAGGAGGUGGCGAUGUGCCUUAGUCUUGUAUUCAUUGGCACUACCAUCGUACGAGACAGCUGCAGAUAACUAAGGGGCGUUUACAGCAAACCGUACAUUUAAAGACACCAAUCUGGUUUGUGGAAGUUGAAUUCGUACAUUUAAUGGAAGUCUCAGAAGCUCCGAAACACACAGUGUGCCUGAACGCCUCACAAGCACAGGGGCACAGUACUAUGAGGCAGAAAGGAGACAGACACAGAGUUGUGUGUGUUCUAGGAACAAAUAUACCACACACACAUCUGUAUGUAGUUUUCCAACUCUAUAAGAACUACUACUAGCUAACAGCCACUAUGCAUUACUCACUGGGGUUAUGAGCACAUCUACUGGUCACAUUAGGUAUUGCAGUUGAAGAGUUGAACUCAGGGGUGUCCAAACGUUUGAAAAAUCAAAUGAGGCAAGGGCCUCUUUGAUCUUUUAUAACUCGACCUAUGUAGACAUACUACAAAUUUACAUAUAUUUCAUGAAAAAACUGCAAUGCAAUUUUGUGAUGUUAUUUUUCCUAUAUUGCAAGUUUAUUCUUGUAAAAUUGUCACUUUUUUCCCUCAUUUGUUCUUGUAAAAUUACUGUUUUUUUGGUUUUUUUUUUCCAAUUUCUCCUGUUUUUUUAAUGUUUCUUCUGGCCAUUAUUACUUAUUUCCCCCCCCCCCCCCACACACACACACACAUACAUAUAUAUAUAUAUAUAUAUAUUUUUUUUUUUUUUACUUUGUUCUUGUAGUAUAACUUUUUAUUGAACAUAUUUGUCUAGAGAUUACGGCUAUUCUUAGUGUUGUUUCUCAUUUUACUACUUUUAUUUAAAAAAUUGUCUUUUUUCAAUAAUAUUUAAAAUGUAUGUUACUAAAAUGAUUCUAGAUUUGUAUUUGUUCUAGUAAAAGGACCUUGUUGCUUUUUUACUUGUUCAAUGAUAUUUUUAGAACGUGUCACACGCCACAAAUGCCCCCCCCCCCCCAGGCUGCACUUUGGACACCCUUGGUUUAACCUCAUAUGAAGACAUUAUACAGGCUAACUGACUAGCUUACGAACUGCUUGGCCGAGACAAUGUAUGAAAAUAUUUUUUGUCAAACACCCAAGUUUCCACUGUAUCUGAAUGAGUGUUGUCACGUUGCUGUGUGAAAGUGCACACAGUUGUUCUGUGUAAAAAGACACACGGGCAGUAACUGGCCACGCAUGCAUAUGACAUUACGAUCUUCUGAGAUUUUUUUUUAAUAAACCCAAUAGGACAAACAUUACCAUUUUUAGUGAUGUGUUGUAUAAAUCUACCUUUUAAGUCUUCUCCCUCCUCUCCUCUCCUCUCCUCUCCUGCACACCUGACAAAUCUAUUACCACAGCAAAAAUACUGACCAGAAUAUAAGACGGCAUGUUUUCAAUAUGAGAGAAAGAGCAUCUUGUAGUCUAUAGGCAAGUCCUUUAAUGUCAGCAUUUGCCGAGCCGUACUAGAAAUAGAUGAUCAUAGAUAACCACCAUGUAGUCCACUUGGCAUCUUCUGGAUUUUUCUCAUGCAUAGAGCAAGAGCGUAGGUGCUCUACCAAGUCGAGAAAAUUGGAGAACCAACCCAGCGUUUACAAAAAAGUGGCAUACAUUUGUAAAAAUAAAAAGAAGGAAAGCAUUUUUGGUCCGUAUCAUUGAUAGAUUUGAUGUUUUUUUGUUUUUUUUUCCAAGCGUUCCACUCUUCCCCACACUGAGUAAUAAGUCCAAACGGUCUGGUUCAUGAGGCAACCCAAAGAGCACUUCCACAUGCCUGCAUUGUUCUAAUUAUUAUCACCAUAAUGUUGUUUUAAACUGUAAUUUAUGUUUGUUUUGAGUUUUACCCUUUGCCCUUUUGUUCCUGGUCCAUACUUCCUGUAUGUGUAAAAGUGUCUGUCACUGCGUGUGAGCCGCACCAUACAAAGUGUAACACUCCUAACUGUAACUGUACCACUAACACACUUAGCAGCGCACCUUUUUCUGACUAAAUGUCGUCAUGGCACUGGAUGUGUCCUGAGAGACAACAACAGGGACGAUAUCUGGAAUGGGAAAAAUAAAAGGAGACGGGAACAGGAUGGACGAAUGUUUGUUGUUUCCCGGUGCCUUAUUGGCUCUGUGUUGUGUGGCGAAAUACACUGCUGUUUGCUGAGACGAUGGUUUGUUUGUUUUAUUUGUGUGUGUGUGUGUGUGUGUGUGUGUGUGUUUGACCCUCUGCAGGGUGGAGAGUGAAGUCAGAAGAAAGAUCACACAGUUUUGACUUGAAAUGUUCGCUCAAGUGUUACAAACGUGAAAUGAGAAACACCGAGUGUCACCCUCUAUGCCUCGUUGGGUUGAUAGAGUGUUAAGCGUAAACCGGACCAGUAUGCAUCGGAGCAACUCCGGUCACAUUUACAUUUCUCUGAAAUGACUACAGUCUUCUCUUUAAGCCAUUAAAUGCAGCGGU